Molecule: messenger RNA, 766 nt
Organism: Cimex lectularius (bed bug)
Lineage: Eukaryota; Metazoa; Arthropoda; Insecta; Hemiptera; Cimicidae
Product: pro-resilin-like
Exons: 3
Coding region: 117-683 (188 amino acids)
Cellular component (GO): extracellular matrix
Source: RefSeq, a predicted model, not a curated record
UUUCGGCCGAUCUCUGGUGUCGGCAGAUCGCCCCUCUUCGUCCCACCCCUUCCAACCGAGUAUAUAGUCCUACCGGGGGACUUUCCAGCUCGCAGAUUCUCGUUUCCACCUCGGACAUGGCACACGUCAAGAUUUUACUUUUGGGAGCUUUAAUGGCAUCCGCGGCCGCCGAUUACAGCGGAGGUGUCGGAACGACAUACGGCGUGCCAUCAGGAGGUGGUGAUUUCGGUGGAGGAUAUCCUAGCUAUUCUUCGGGUGGCGAUUUCGGCCAUGGGGGAGGCGGCAGCUACAGCUCCGGAGGUGGCGGAGGAGGCUACGGAGGUGGCCACCACGAAGAACACCAUGAGGCUAAACCAUACGAAUUUGGCUACUCAGUGAAAGACCAUCACCACGGAACCGAUUUCGGCCAGCAGGAGUCGAGCGAUGGCCACAAUGUCAAAGGACAAUACAGAGUCGUGCUUCCCGACGGUAGGACGCAAAUCGUGACAUACCACGCAGACUGGAAGACCGGUUUUCACGCAGACGUUAAAUACGAAGGCGAGGCUCAUUACCCGGAACCCACCGGACAUGGACACGGACAUGGCGGAGGAGGCGGUGGAAACGGAGGCGGAUACCAGUACCCAGAUCCACAUGAAUUCACCCAAGCAGAUUUCGGACACUCCACCGGCGGCUACAAGAGAUGAGACUUACAAACUUACGAACGGACAACGACCUCGCGACCUUAUAUUGUAAUUGUUAAUAUAUAAAUUAUGUUUAUUUUCUAAAA